Capronia coronata CBS 617.96 is the source of this 3966-nucleotide messenger RNA. RefSeq lists its product as uncharacterized. Bases 1 to 3966 code for a protein of 1321 amino acids. Gene Ontology annotation, molecular function: tubulin binding; phospholipid binding. Gene Ontology annotation, biological process: dynein-driven meiotic oscillatory nuclear movement; establishment of mitochondrion localization; maintenance of protein location in cell cortex. Gene Ontology annotation, cellular component: mitochondrion; cell cortex. The record is from RefSeq and is a predicted model, not a curated record. Lineage: Eukaryota; Fungi; Ascomycota; Eurotiomycetes; Chaetothyriales; Herpotrichiellaceae. The transcript is spliced from 2 exons.
AUGGAGCCUGAAGCAAGUUACUCGCUGCCUUCGCCAACAGACACCCCCUACCGCUCUCCGUCCAGUUCACAAUCUCUGCGCUCUCGUCAAUCGAAGGAUCUAUCCCCGUCAUCCACACCUCCACCAAUACCUGACGGGCGAGUCAACAAAAGACGAAGCAAUGAAUACAUCGAUCCUGCCCUUGACGAGAAGAUAUCUCCCCUUGACCCAAGAAGAUUUACCCCAACCCUCCAUGCCUCGCUGGUCUCGGAAAUCUUGUCUUUGCGCCGCGACCUGGAAAGUCGGACGAAUGACAUCGAAAAGUUGGAAAUCAGUCUUCACACGGCCCAGACCCAGAAUGAAGUCCUCAACAACAAUUUGUUGCAAUCCAAUAAGGAGACACGGUCGGUCAAACGACAGAUGCAACUUCUCGAGGGCGGAACACUUUCGGCUCUCAAUGAACUGGCCAAGGAACGGGAUGAUGCCUUAAGCGAUGUCUCCGACCUACGCAGGCGUCUUGAGCAGAGCUUGAACAGGGCCAGGUAUCAAGAAGAAGCUGCCGACAGAACUCAGGCGAUGUGGGAGAAAGACAAGGAAGCAUGGCUUGCAGAAAGACGGCAAUUAGAAACAAAGGUUCAUAUUGCCGAAGGUCGCCUGAAAGUCGUCCUGAGUGAAGUCACCAAUGCUCAGCACCAGCCGGCCCCUGUCUCGCCGACAGAACGCACAUGUCACAGUCGCAAUAGCAUAAUGGAAAGUCCCAGCAAAGGUUCCAUACUGAACAGGAGAGGCCGGAGGUACAGCGCCGCCUCCAUCAACAGUGAGACCCACGGAGGUCGGGUUUCAGUAUUGAGCUUUCAGAACGGAGUGACGGUGAACCUGGCGGAUGAGCUAGCCUUCGAUGAACUUGAAGAAGAUAUGGCUCAAGCUCACGAUGCCGAAGAUGGGCGCAUUUCCCCUGACGCCCUUCCUGAGGAACAAGUCCGACCGGCAUCGAGCCUAUCCUUGAAAGCACGGAAAGUCCUCGGGAUGCCACUGGAAUUGGAGGACAUGGAACGCACAGAUAGCCCUGAGCAUGACCGAUCCGCACCCUCGCAUGUGGUUGGAAAACGUCGCAGGGCGAGUCUGAAAUAUGUGGACACAGCAAUUCAGUUUUCUCCACCUCAGUCUCCAUGGCUGGCCUUCGAUACAAGAGGCAAGUUCAAUAUAGUCCCACCAGCAGAGACUCACGUCGGCGGUAUCAGCGAGCUUCCUGCCACCACCGGCCCUGCCAGUCCGGCUGAGAGUGUUGAUAUCGUCUGGGGAAGGCAGCGACCAGUGAUGGUUUCAUCUGCCUGUCAAACCAUAGAGGCUCUCCCAAGUCCUCCUUUGACACCGGAAAAGAGUGACAGGACACGAGCGACCAUACCUGAAAAUGCAUUGAAAAGAGCCAAGACCGCCACUGUCAGUACGCAGACAGAGCCUACCGCUUCUGGAUUUGACACCCGCGGUCACAAGUACACCGAAAGUGAAGAGACGGUAGAUCUCAAGGUCCCUCUGAUUGCAAUCAUUCCUCCUGGAUCGCGACCUACCACACCUGAAGGUAAUGUCGUGCUACCACCCCGAACCAAGAACGUAGGCACCCAGGUCACCAGUCAAUCAUUGGGCAGGUAUCGAUCGACUUCUGUGCAGACAGAAGAGAUUCGAGUUGAUAAAAGAGCCAUUGUCCCACCCUCCGAAAUGCCACCGCCACCUCUGAUGUCGGCUCAUUUUAGGCCGCCAAUCUCUUCUCGGGCAAUGCCUCCACCAAUCCCACGAACGAGAGUGUCACCUGCAACAUCCAUGUUCGCUUCUAGACGGACAAUGGCUGGGCCUUCGAAGGGACCUACACCGCCCCUGAAUGACAAUGGUCCUCUGGCAAGAGAUUUUGCCUCGAAUGUGCCUCGUCCGGUGCGCUCGAGCAGCAUGUUUGCUGGCUUCGACGAAGAUGGCGAGAAACGUGACAAUCUUUUCGGCGAAGACAACCUUCAAGAAGAUGAUAUCUUUAGUCGCCCGACUGCCAAAUUUGUCCUCAAGUACGGCAAAAUGGUGGCUCAAGACUCUGCUUUGGAAGACAUUGGCGAAAGCGCUGCGGCAAGCGCUGGUGAAGCAGCCGCCUGGGACAACCUUCGACUGUCUGAUGAGAGCCUGCCUCCUGACGUGAUAUUCCAAGCUCGGACGAGUCCCCGGCGAGGCACGCAACGACAGAAUACUAGCAUGAAAGUCAAGAGAGUGUCGUCAUCCAAAACGAACAACAUGAGAAGAGCGGCCCUCAUUUCGAGUGGCACAGCCGCUCACCAGUCUUCUCAUUCGCAGUCGACAACCGCUUCUGUUGAUAGCAACAACCCCCCACCGUUUCCCGUUCCUUUGCGGUACAGCUCGGCGAAGCUUGGGAAGUCGGUCAGCGAAGGCGGAAGAAGCUCACCUGGCAGCAGCAACGCGUCACCAACAAAACGCACAAAGAAUAGAUAUGCUAAACCGAUAUUGCGGAAAGCAAGGUCAGGCCCGGCGCUCUCUCCUCAUUCUCAAGCGCGUCGAGCUCGAAGCAGAUCUCCUCCCCUCAACCCGCGCGUCUCAAUCGUUCCAGAAAUGCCUAGUUUCCAGAUGCCAACCACUGCAGCUUCUCGCUUGUCGAGCGAGACUUCCAGCAACCCCUAUGAGGCGAGUGCACCGCGUCCGUCCAUCGCUACUGGGCCCGGUAGGAGGGGAGCUCACACCAAGGCAAACUCUGACGCGAUAUCUGUUCAUCAGAGUUCAGUUGUGGACUCGAUUGCUCAGACUAUGGUUGGUGAAUGGAUGUACAAAUACGUGAGACGGCGAAAGUCCUUCGGCAUGACCGACAAGACUGAUUUCGACGCGAACAAGACCGUGGAAGAGCUGUCUCAGAGUGUGACAAAUAGUGGCGUCCGGCACAAGCGAUGGGUUUGGCUUGCCCCCUACGAACGUGCUGUCAUGUGGAGCAGCAAACAGCCGACUUCGGGGACGGCACUGAUGGGAAAGAGUGGGCGGAAACUGACCAUCAAAUCAGUCCUCGAUGUCAAGGACGACAACCCUAUGCCGAAAGGGGCGAUACCGGGUCGCCAUUUCAACCGUUCCAUUCUGAUAUUGACCCCUCAACGAGCCUUGAAAUUUACGGCGACCUCCCGGGACCGGCAUUAUGUGUGGCUCACAGCAUUAUCGUUCUUGUCGCACUCACCUCUCAGCGUUAACGAGCUAACGGCUAUCCCCCCUCCGCCUCCCAAACCUGAACUUGAUACAUCAAAUCAACCUGCGCCUUCUCUUGCUGGUUCACUCCGGCGUCGACCGAUCCGUGAUUCUAUCCGCGUUGCGAAGAAUGCUGUUAGAACUGGUACUGGUCACAGAUCAUUCACUACAGACGGAUCAGUGCCUGUACAGGAUUCCCGGCCUCCCACUCAAAGUUAUUACGACCCGACACAAGAGCCUGCCCUACCACCAGUAAUUCCGCGUCAUUCGCGGAAACGGAGUAACACAGCACCACGAGUGCCACCGAGUUCCUUCCGGAGCUUUUCGACCAGGGAUGCCGCUCCGAGCAUACCGGGACCAGGGUCCACAUAUUCACAAAGUGUGCAUUCCACCGCCGUAUAUUCGUCUGACCGAGGUUUGUAUACUCCUAGUUUGGGCAUGCAGAGUAUUGCAAGCAGUCGGAGAGGUAGCGAGGCAAGUGCUUCGGCACGCCCCCCUAUGCCCUCAAGUUUCACGGAUCACACUCAGACUGCAACCAUGAGGAUGGACGCGUUUAUCGACAACAAAGUCUCAACAUCCUCGACCAGGCCUUCUUUCAACGCGUUGCGAUCAGGGCAGUCGAGGAAGAAGGACCUGGGAUAUUGGGGGUUUGAACAAGCAAGAGACAGCAUCAGCCCUGUGGAAUCAAUGCUUCAUAGCGAGAUGAUGGCAGCAAGUUCCUCCACGAGAGGCAGCGUGGAGUCGAGAGAUCCCUGGCGAGGGUUUUGA